CAAAGCCUCGGUCUUCAUAGAAAAGGAGAGGCGGCGAACGCAGCCCAAACUGGGGGGUUUCUCUUCAAAGCCAGCUGGUCUGGCUUUAUUCUACAGGAAUUUUUUUACCUGUCAGAGUUUGGACAACAAAACCCUCAGCAGGUGCUGACGGGUACAACUUUCUGGAGAAGCAAGAAAGGCGCUGGUGCCAAAGAGUUGUAAACUGUGAAGUAACUCUAUGAAGAGAUGAAGUAAAGAAUGGCAAGCAAAUGACCUGACCGUAGCGGUAAAGAAGAGUAUGUGCAGGAACGAAUGCAGGAAUUUGGGAACUGAGCUGUGCAAGUGCUGAAGAAGGAAAUUUGUUUGAAGGAAACAGGAAAGAGAAAGAAAAGGAAGGAAAAAAUACAUAAUUUCAGGAACGAGAGAGAGAAGAAAAACGGGGACUAUGGGGAGAAAAAAGAUUCAGAUUACGAGGAUUAUGGAUGAACGUAACAGACAGGUGACAUUUACGAAGAGGAAGUUCGGGCUGAUGAAGAAGGCUUACGAGCUGAGCGUGCUGUGUGACUGCGAGAUCGCACUCAUCAUCUUCAACAGCACCAACAAGCUGUUCCAGUACGCCAGCACCGACAUGGACAAGGUGCUGCUCAAGUACACGGAGUACAACGAGCCGCACGAGAGCCGGACAAACUCGGACAUCGUGGAGACGUUGAGAAAGAAGGGCCUUAAUGGCUGUGACAGCCCAGAUCCCGAUGCGGACGAUUCAGUAGGUCACAGCCCUGAGUCUGAGGACAAGUACAGGAAAAUUAACGAAGAUAUUGAUCUAAUGAUCAGCAGGCAAAGACUGUGUGCUGUUCCACCUCCCAACUUUGAGAUGCCAGUCUCCAUCCCAGUGUCCAGCCACAACAGUCUGGUGUACAGCAACCCUGUGAGCUCACUGGGGAACCCCAACCUUCUGCCUCUGGCCCACCCGUCUCUGCAGAGAAACAGUAUGUCUCCGGGCGUCACACAUCGGCCUCCGAGUGCGGGCAACACAGGUGGUCUGAUGGGUGGAGACCUCACAUCCGGUGCAGGCACCAGUGCGGGGAACGGGUAUGGCAAUCCUCGAAACUCACCAGGUCUGCUGGUCUCACCUGGUAAUUUGAACAAGAAUAUGCAAGCAAAAUCUCCUCCCCCCAUGAAUUUAGGAAUGAAUAAUCGUAAACCAGAUCUCCGAGUUCUCAUCCCACCUGGCAGCAAGAACACGAUGCCAUCCGUGUCCGAGGACGUCGACCUCCUUUUGAAUCAACGGAUAAAUAACUCCCAGUCUGCUCAGUCAUUGGCUACACCAGUGGUUUCCGUAGCAACUCCUACUUUACCAGGACAAGGGAUGGGAGGAUAUCCAUCAGCCAUUUCCACAACAUAUGGUACCGAGUACUCUCUCAGUAGCGCAGACCUGUCAUCCCUGUCAGGGUUUAACACAGCCAGUGCGCUUCACCUCGGCUCAGUGACCGGCUGGCAACAGCAGCACCUACAUAACAUGGCGCCAUCUGCCCUCAGCCAGUUGGGAGCUUGCACUAGCACUCAUUUAUCUCAGAGUUCAAAUCUCUCCCUGCCUUCUACUCAAAGCCUCAACAUCAAGUCAGAACCUGUUUCUCCUCCUAGAGACCGUACCACCACCCCUUCGAGAUACCCACCACACACGCGCCACGAGGCGGGGAGGUCUCCUGUUGAUAGCUUGAGCAGCUGCAGUAGUUCCUACGACGGCAGCGACAGAGAGGAUCACCGGAAUGAAUUCCACUCUCCCAUUGGACUCACCAGACCUUCGCCGGACGAAAGGGAAAGCCCCUCAGUCAAGCGCAUGCGACUCUCUGAAGGCUGGGCUACAUGAUCACAUUAUUACUUAAUAGUUUUUUCCUUGCAGUGUGUGUGUGUGCUAUACCUUAAUGGGGAAGGGGGGUCGAUAUGCAUUAUAUGUGCCGUGUGUGGAAAAAAAGUCAGGUACUCUGUUUUGUAAAAGUACUUUUAAAUUGCCUCAGUGAUACAGUAUAAAGAUAAACAGAAAUGCUGAGAUAAGCUUAGCACUUGAGCUGUACAACAGAACACUUGUACAAAAUAGAUUUUAAGGCUAACUUCUUUUCACUGUUGUGCUCCUUUGCAAAAUGUAUGUUACAAUAGAUAGUGUCAUGUUGCAGGUUCAACGUUAUUUACAUGUAAAUAGACAAAAGGAAACAUUUGCCAAAAGCGGCAGAUCUUUACUGAAAGAGAGAGCAGCUGUUAUGCAACAUAUAGAAAAAAAACACAAAUGUACAGAAGUUUGGACGGACCCGGCAGUGGGUGGCCAUUGGGAGUGUUAGGAACACCCUGGGCACCUGGCAUCCGGGGCACGCUCACAAACCUGCAACCCUGUCACUGGUGUAUGGCACUCAUUAGAAAGGAUCACAGACCAUUAAGAGGACCAUACCUAUUUAAAGAAAAGAAAAAAAAGGAAAAAACAGAAAAAGUGGAGUUUGAGAGCUAACGUAUUUAAUUAAAUAAAUAAAUCUGGGUCUGCAUCUCUUAUGAAAUAAAAAUAUAAAAAUAUGUACAUUACAUUUUGCUUAUUUUCAUAUAAAAGGUAAGACAGAGUUUGCAAAGCAUUUGUGGCUUUUUGUAGUUUACUUAGGCCAAAAUGUGUUUUUCCCCCCUUGAUAGCUUCGCUAAUAUUUUAAACAGUCCUGUAAAAAACCAAAAAGGACUUUUUGUAUAGAAAGCACUACCCUAAGCCAUGAAGAACUCCAUGCUUUGCUAACCAAGAUAACUGUUUUCUCUUUGUAGAAGUUUUGUUUUUGAAAUGUGUAUUUCUAAUUAUAUAAAUAUUAAGAAUCUUUUAAAAAAAUCUGUGAAAUUAACAUGCUUGUGUAUAGCUUUCUAAUAUAUAUAAUAUUAUGGUAAUAGCAGAAGUUUUGUUAUCUUAAUAGUGGGAGGGGGGUUAUAUGUGUGCACUUGCACAUUCGAGUAACUAUUUUCUUUCUGAUUUCUUUUACUCUGCAUACAUUUUAUAAGUUCAAGGUCAGCUGUCAAAAGGGUAACCUGUGCGGUUAGAACAUAUCACAUUGCAACACCCUAAAUUGUUUUUAAUACAUUAGCAAUGUAUUUGGUCAACUGACAUCCAUUGUAUAUACUAAUCAGUUUCUUUCAUGCUAUUUUUGUUUUGUUUUGUGCAUUUUUAUCAAAUGCAGGGCCCCUUUCUGAUCUCACCAUUCCACCAUGCAUCUUGGAAUUCAGUAAGUGCAUAUCCUGACUUGCCCAUAUCCUAAAUUACAUGGUUGGGUUUCAGCCUAGAAUUUGAUAUGUUUCUUAGAAAUAUGCCCAGAACAGAGACGCUGUGUUGGGGCCCUAGAAACAAAUGAUAUGGAGUUUACUGGGUGAAAUAAGUUAUAAAUUCCCACAGAAGAAAAAUGUGAAAGGGUGGGUUCUAGAAAAGAAGGAAGCAGGUAAAGGGAUAGUUGCUUUGUCAUCUAACUUUCAUUGUUUUAACUGACCCUUAACAAUCUUGUCAGCAAUAUAGGACUGUUGGACAAUCCCAGUGUGUCAGGACCCCCAAUGUCACUUCUGCAAAAAGCAUGUAUGUCAUCUAUUUUUCUUCAAUAAAGAGAUUUAAUAGCCAUUUCAAGAAAUCCCAUUAAAGAACCUCUCUAUGUCCCUUUUUUUAAUUUUUCAAGAAAAUAUAACUCUUGUCUAAUAUUCGUCUAUAAGGGAUUAAUUUUCAGACCCUUUAAAAGUGAGUGCCGUAAAAAAGUCAAUAUAUAUUGUUUAAAAGAUAUUUCAGUCUAGGAAUGAUUUCCUUCUCUUGGAAUGUGAAGAUCUGUUGAUGCAUCUCCAGUCAUACACACUGACAUACACAGCAAAGAGGAUAUAGGCAGUAGUAUCAGCCCGGCUGUAUCAUGUGUAGGACAUUUCUUAUCCAUUUGUUUUUUUCUUUUCUUGCACAGUUUCUAUGUGUUUCUCAUUGUAAGAGGCUGCCGCUGGGUGGCAGAAGCCAAGAGACCUUAUUAAUGAGGCUAUAUUUUUCUUAACUUGAUCUGCAAUCCAUAAUUAGACCACAAUGCACCUUAGGUUGUAUCCAGAUAGGAUGCUAGCCUGCCUUGUACUAAUGUUUUAUAUACUAAAAAAUUUUAAAAAUCAACCAUUUCAUAUAUAUCCCACUAAUCAAGGUAUCCAUGGAACAUGAAAGAAUAACAUUUAUGCAGAGGAAAACCAGAAAGUCAUCCCUAAAAAUACACACAACUCUCUCCCUCUCCCCGUCUCUCUCUGUGUCUCUCUUUCUCAUACACACACAUACACACACACACACACACACACACAAAAGAGGAAAAAUAAGAAAAUCAUUUUCUUCAUCAGAGACUUGAUCCCAUGCUCACAAGUCAUCUUUACAACUUAAUGUGUAUUAAAUAUGCAAGCAUAUCACAAACGUUCCUCGCCAUUUUCAAAACAUUUUCAUUUACCAGUAUCAGAAUCUCACCAGUGGGUGGGAAAGGGUCAUUACAUAAAAAUAUGAAGAAAUAGCCAUAUUAAUUUUUUACCUGCAAUUUGCCUCAGCGACAAAGAAAACAUGAAUUUCUAUUGCUGAAGAUAAGUAAGCUAAAGUACCAGCAGAAGCCUUGGCUAUUUAUAGCAGUUCUGACAGUAGUUCCGUAAGAACACAAAAAGAACAGAAUCACCUGAACAUGGAUGCCAGUCAUCUCUUGUUCCUACUACUGAGUUCACACGCAGUGAUGGCAAGAUAGCGAAGGGAUAAUCUGAGACUUUCUAAAGAUGGUUUAAUGAGAAGAAGCACAAUUUUUAUUAUGAUGAGUCACUUUCUGUAAGCAGUCACUGUCUUAUCUUUACCCUAUGCCUUUUCUGUAAUUUACUGUUUAUUGUAUUUGCAAAGCUAGUGUGGUUUCUAUCACAGCAAACCCUUUGUGUCCAAGAGGUUAGGACAGAGCCCUCGGGGGGAGUAUAUGAUUUUACCUUACCCGUCCUAGAGCCACAUUUGAGACAACAUUCUUCAUUGCCAGUCACAGAAACAUAGGUGGCAUUUUACACAGCUACAGGUAUUGUUAGAGCUAAUCCUAUUUUAAAAGAUUUGGGGUAAUAUUAAGCUUACAUACUGGUAACAGUGGUACAAUAUACACCAGCUGCACAACCUGUAUAUUGUAUGCAUUGGAGUGUGGAGGCUGUUCAUUUCAACCUUUUUAAAAGUUGUGUUUUUUAGUAAAAGGCUUAUUUUUUCCAGAGGUGGAAUUUAACAUUUUGUAAUGAUGAAUAUGAGAAUGCCUGACAUCCUUAGAUUGCAUAAAAGUUAACUGAAGUGAGGAUUUAAAAAAAAAUCCCAAUUCACUUUUUAAAAGAAUGCCUGCCCUCUCACACACUUAGGUAUUUAUUUUCCUUCCAUGCCCAGCCUUUUCUUUGAGUUAGGUUUUUGACCCCUUUAUCCCUUCUGUUUGCUUUUCCAGAGAGUAAAUGCUUUGUGUUUCUUUCUUUACAUUUUUUUUUAAAAGAAGAAGCCACUUGAACCCUCAAAAAGCCUGUUGCCUAAGCAUGGCAUACUUCAUCUGUUCUCCUCUCUGCCAUAUGCCUGGGUGUCAUCACUUGUGUGGCGUUAAUUUCCUGCCACUAGAAAUCUUCUGAAGAUUGCUGGAACACUAGUGUCUGUUCAGAUGCUUCUGACCACAGAUGUAAUGAAAGGCUUUUCUUAAUAUGUUUUAACCAAAGAUGCGGAGCAAUCCAACCCACAUAUCUUCUACACUCAAUUUGUCCAUUUUGGUUCCUUUCAUAAUUGGGUAUUGUACUUUGCCUGCCCUGUUCAUACCUCAAAGUGGUUCGUACCUCGGUUUGAUCUGGAGAGGUCAGCUGUGUGGCGGGUUCCAUUGUGAUUGGAACGCAGCGUCAGCGCACUCUUGAAGCAAGUGGACCGGGGUCACUGUAGGUGUAGCACUUGCCUUGCUUCUAAUGGUUUGCUGUAUCAUUUUCCUUCUUUUUUUUUUCCUUUUCCUGGGGACUUGUUUCCAUUCAAUGACAGUAAUUAAACUAGCUUGUAAAUGAGGGCAUACAAGCAUUUGCAACAAAUAUUCAAAUAGAGGCUCACAGCGGCAUAAGCAGGACUUUGCCGCCACUAGAUGACAAGAUGUUAUAACUAAGUUAAACCACAUCUGUGUAUCUCAAGGGACUUAAUUCAGCUGUCUGUAGUGAAUUAAAGUGGGAAAUUUUCAAAAGUUUCUCCUGCUGGAAAUAAGGUAUAAUUUGUAUUUUGCAGACAAUUCAGUAAAGUUACUGGCUUUCCUAGUGA
Messenger RNA from Heterocephalus glaber (naked mole-rat), 6268 nucleotides. RefSeq names its product myocyte enhancer factor 2C (gene Mef2c). NCBI's taxonomy places the organism in Eukaryota, Metazoa, Chordata, Mammalia, Rodentia, Bathyergidae. The record is from RefSeq and is a predicted model, not a curated record. Gene Ontology annotation, biological process: positive regulation of transcription by RNA polymerase II; cell differentiation. Gene Ontology annotation, molecular function: DNA-binding transcription factor activity, RNA polymerase II-specific; RNA polymerase II cis-regulatory region sequence-specific DNA binding; histone deacetylase binding.